AUGGAAUCUCCAGUCUGGUUCAUCACUGGCGCCUCUUCAGGUUUUGGCUUCGAAAUCGCCAAGGAGGCCCUCGCUCGCGGCCACAAGGUCAUCGCGACCGCGCGAAACCCGUCCAAGAUUUCUGCUCUCGCCUCCUCGGGUGUUGACCUGCUCCCCUUGGACGUCACCGCCGACGAGGCUUCUGUCACCGACACUGUCAACAAGGCCUUCGCACUCCACGGUAAAGUCACCCACGUCAUCAACUCUGCCGGCUACGUCCUCGACGGCACGGUCGAGGAGGCCGAUGCCAAAGAAGCCUUCGAUCAAUUCAACACCAACGUUCUCGGCACUCUGAAAGUCUGCCGUGCCGCUGCUCCUCACUUGCGAGCUCAGGGCUUCGGCGUCGUUGUCAACAUUGGCAGUCUUGGCACCUGGGAGAGCUGCGCUGCUGCCGGGCUGUACUGCGCAACGAAGGCGGCCGUGAGCAACCUGACGGAAGCCUUCCGCGAUGAACUCAGCCCAUUCGGUGUUGACGUCUGCGCGCUCGAACCAGGCUACUUUCGCACCGGAUUCCUCAACCCUGGCGCUCGCAUCAAGGCCAAGGUAGACUUGGAUGCGUACCAAACUGGCCCCGCUGGCAACUACAAGAAGUUGCUCAACGAUGCAGACAACCAUCAGCCUGGUGAUCCAGUCAAGGGAGCCCAUGUCGUUGUGGACGUUUUCACCAAGUCUGGUGUUGCUGGGGGUAGAGAGAUCCCCAUCAGACUGGUUCUUGGUACAGACUGCCUGGCUGCGGUGCGGAAGAAGUGCCAGGAGACGCUUGCGUUGAUGGAUGAGUGGGAGUCGAUCACGACCACGACUGACUUUUAG
Molecule: messenger RNA, 849 nt
Organism: Colletotrichum chrysophilum
Lineage: Eukaryota; Fungi; Ascomycota; Sordariomycetes; Glomerellales; Glomerellaceae
Exons: 1
Coding region: 1-849 (282 amino acids)
Molecular function (GO): oxidoreductase activity
Source: RefSeq, a predicted model, not a curated record